This is a messenger RNA of Seminavis robusta, 3676 nucleotides long. The record is from the annotation of a GenBank genome assembly. Lineage: Eukaryota; Bacillariophyta; Bacillariophyceae; Naviculales; Naviculaceae.
CCUGAUGCCACGCUCAGUCGUGGCCAUGGCUUUCUAGUUGUGUUUCGCACAACCCAGCCAUAGCAAGGCGCAGCGAGGUGCUGCCUCUCCUCUCUCCCCCUCUCCGCAACAAUCAAGCGGGCGACAGUCCACCGGAGCCAAGAGAUGAGCGUUUCGAUACAUCAGACGCUGACUGUGGACAGAGCGUUUAUUGAGUGGGGAGACGAAGAGGCCAGCGAAGGCACAGGGAACGAAUCGCAGUCAACAAAACCGUACCACAAGUUUCCCAUAGACCGGAUGUGGCCCACGCUGUUUCCAUAUCAUGAGCCCACUGGAUUCAGCGUUUGUGCCGCAUCAAAGACUGUGGGAAGUGCCUCAAGUAGCACCACUGAUGGGAAUGGGACUGCUUCUGCUGAAACUACCAGCAGCGCAACCGCAACAUCCAUGAUGGAUGGUUCAUUCCAAGAUGACUCCAGGGCACACACCAACUUGCCCGAGCUACUGAAGGAUUUGCACACCAGACAACUCCUGGAUGAGUUGCAGAUCCAAGAGUUGCACAAGGAUCGGGAUCAGAUUGACGGGACUGUAGAAUACAACCAGCGCAUGGAUCGAUUGGUUGCAAAGCUCCAGCGCCAACUGAAAGCUAUGGAGCAAUUAGCAGAUGAUAUUCCCCCAGAUUGCGAAGAAAUGGCUGUCCAAGUCGAGACAAUUGCUCAGUUGGCAAGAUCCAUUGGCCAAAGCGUCACCGUCAAGGAAUUCUUGGCAAAGGCUCUGGAAAUCCGACAGGCUAUUCACGGACCAAAACACCCCGCCAUUGCCAGAAUCCUGGAGGAACAGGGGGAUUUAUUCAACGAAGAGGGGUGCCACAAAGAAGCCAAGGAUUGCUGCUUUGAAGCACUGGCACAGUACCAGAGCCUGAUGGGACCCACACACGCUGUUGUGGGAAGCAUCUACUUCAAAAUGGCAAGCGCCAUUUCCAAUCAAGGCUUGCACUGCCAAGCUUUUGACUUCUUCAACGAAGCUCUCAAGAUCAAAAAGCUUCACUCCAGAUCCAAUGAUGCAGAAGUUGCCGACGUAUUGGAGACGAUAGGAAGUGUACAAAUCAAAAUGGGAGACCUAGAUGACGCACUGUGCAACCUUCAGAAAGCACGACGGAUCCGAAGAUAUCGGCAAGAUAGGCUCAAACUCGCAACCACACUCAAGCACCUGUUUAGCUUGUUUCUGUCUAAGACGAACUACGCGGUUGCAAUAGGUUACUAUGAAGAGUGGCUCGUGGUUCUUGGUGAUCAGUACAGCUUAAUGGGCCAAUCAGAUGAAGCGAUAAAGUUCUAUCGAGAGGCGCUCACUGUUCGUGUUGCCGUUCUUGAGGGGUAUAGAGGCUGUAACGACCCAACGUCACUCCAAACGGCGGGCAUUGCCUUCAGAGAGGGUCAAACCCAUACAGCGCAAGAGAUGUAUAAGGAAAUUCUUGAAACUGGAAACACCCAAGCAAGGAACACUGAAGAGAAGGAAACUCGGUUUCAUGCACUCCUCAUGAAUUGCCAUUGCAGCUAUUUGCAGGGAAAUACGGAGGACGCCAGGAAUAGCUUGUACUCUGCCGCCGAAGUGGAACGGAGUGACGUUCAGUUCUCUGUUGAAACGACAAUGCGUGAAGUUCUCUUCAAGCUAGUACGAGAGAUCAAGUGUACAUCAAGGGCUGCUAGGGUUUUGGAGCGAGUCAAGUGGUUGGCCUGGGGGCAAGGAACAGGCACUGGAGCACUUCGACGACAUUCGUCGAUGUUUCGCAGAGGGAAUUGUGAACAAAAGUGACUGAAUGAUAAUCAUAAUUCACGGGCUUGCAGUUGGUAGAACUUCGGCUCAGAAGCACCAGGACCGCCCUUGCAAGCGCUGGCGAUCGUUGGGGCUUCGUUGGACCUCCUUCUAAGAGUCGCACUCUACCCAACCAUGUGAACUUCCAAUAUCAUGAAUUCACCCAUAAAACAAAUUGCAAACCAAAGCCUUCAACUUCUAUUGUGUUCAAUGACCAGGGCUGCCAAUGACCAGAGCUACCGGUAGUGCGACACGCACGUUGCCCGCAGCGAUCCGAUUCGCACUGACAAUCUUGCGUUCAGUAAUCACCAAUCAUGCUGCCCACCACCAGGGCUACUGCGACAUGCAUGUUGGCGGCAGCGAUCCGAUUUGCACUGGUAGUCUUGCGUACAAUAAUCACCAAUGUUGCCCAUCACAGGAACACAUGUAUCGGAUCCGCAGUGAUAGGUCAUGAACCAAUAACCACAGUCAUAAUUGUCGCAAGAGCCGGAUUCACAUUGCCAAUCACCAUUGCAAGUCUCACCUAGACCCUUUCUGUUUCGACAAUAAAAGUUGUUGCACCAAUCACUGGCGCAUUCACAAUUGUCAUCGCAGGAAGCACCGGCAGGCUUGAGAUAACCACACGUCCAAGUGGUACACAAACAAUUGAGGCCACUGUCGCAUUCGUGAUGAUAGUCACAGGUAUCUCCAACGGGCAGGUUGCUUCGACAGUUUCCAUUGUAGCAAAAGUCUGAUUGACAUUCCACGUCGUCAUUACAGGAAGCACCGUUGUUCUUCUUGGCUCGGCAGAUAUCUGGAUGGUUGUUCCUUGGCCUGCACCAACCACUUUCGCAUUCGUCGUGAUAAUCGCAGAUCGCACCAUUCUGGAGCAAGGCUACACACUGAUGAAUGUACAGGUCGCACCAGUAUCCAUGCGCACAAUCAUGGCUGUGGUAACACUUUGGCUCGCAUUCGUUGUCAGAAGUGCAGUAUUCAUUGUGGUUGCAGUCGUUGUCAUUGACGCAUUCGACAUGGACAAUGCACUGGUCGUUCACACUAAAGAAAGAAGUUUGCAGGAAACAGCAUGAGGGAUGAAGCGGAAUAAUAUCAUGACAGAGUUGCGAUGAGCCCGAUUGCAACUUACCAGACCUCAUUUUGCCCGCAUUGGUUAUCAAGCCAACACUCCACGCAGUAUCCAUGGCUGUUGCAGUGCCAGCCAUUUUGACAUUCGUUGUCGCUGUAGCAGUGUGCAAUAUCCACGCAGUAAUUGUCCUCGCACUUUUGAUUUUGGUUGCAUUGGUUGUCUCGAUAGCAUUCCACACACUGGAGUCACAGAGGAGUGAAGGAGUGAGAUCUCAUAGCAGCAAAGGCACCAGAGCACGGAUUGGUCCACAUACUAUUCAUUCACGUACCUGCCCCUGGUUGUUACAGUACCAGUUAUUAAAGCAAUCGUCAUCACCGUAGCACAUGCCCUCAUUGACACUGCAAGCAAUAGAAGCAAUCAGCAUGAGGUUGCUGCUGUGGUUCAGCUCCUCUAGGAAACGAAGCAUACUUGAUCGUCUGUACUCACCAUUGAAGAUCCAUGCAUUUCUCUCCUUGCAAACAAUGGCUAUCGUACCUACAACCAACACAUUCGUAGCUCUUGCAGAACUUGUUGAUGCUGUUGCUGGCACAGUGAGUGUCCAGGAAGCACCUUUAGGUUUUGCAAGGUGUGAGGAAAGUUGGAACUCUCGCAUCAUUGGAUUACACAUAUCUUCACUUAAGCUUACCUGACACAUUGUCCGUUAUUCCUACAAUACUCAUUUUGAGGGCAAUCAUGGUCGUGGUUGCAGAGAUCAUCGACGCAUUGACCAUUGUCGCAGUACGUGCCCCAUGGACAAUCGAUAAGAAGGCAUGGGUCAGCCGUGCC